UUACUGUGAAGCACGCUUAUUACGUGUCUUGUAAUGAUGCAUGCCAGCGGAAAAAGUAUUGAAAAAAGAUUUAGUUUUAAAACAGUUUUAGAAAAAGUUUUGCCAACUUUCAGCAAAGGAUUUCUCGAAUCCUCAUAUUUGUUACAUACGUCGUUAUGAAAAAUUAUGCUUGAAUUGGAUUUUACGGAACGUCAUUCUUGAUUUGUUGUUUAGCUUUCGUGUUUUUCUCAACAGCCGUUGCUAAUGAAAAUUUGUGGAAAGUGCAGUAAACCACAGAAAAAUUAAAAUACGGAGCAGAAUUGGCCCCGAACAUUAGUGAAGACAAGGUGAAAAACUAGGAAAACAACGUAUGGGUACGAGUAUACUGUGCCUGAAUCAGACCGUGAGUUUUGGACAUUUCCAGGCCGAGAAAAAUGUUGCGCCGCAAGAACCAUCCGAAGGCGAUGUUUCGCGGGAUUUUCAGUACGAAUUCGAUGGUACCCAGGAAGUGAUGAUGAUUAUAGACAUGCCCCAAAAGUACCGGAUGCGAUGCGAUCAUGGGAGAAAUAAACGGUUACUGUUUAGUACAUUCAUUAAAGUCGCGAUCGCAAGACGAAAAGACCGAGCGAAUACCAUACAUCCCACCGUCGGAAACACCCAACGUGAAGCUGCCACAUCGGAGGACAAUAGCAAGCAACCACCCUGUGACAUGGAUCGACAUGAAAACCUGGAGAAACAACGCCUUGAAUACCAACGUCACUUGAAAGCCAGCCGGCUGAUGAACAUGGCAAACCUCCGAAAAACCCAAAGUGUCCAACGAACACUUGGCAAUGCCCGCAACCAGUAAAGCCAGUGGUCGUCAGAUGAACAUUCGGACUGCUCCAUAUACUGAACCUAUCACCAAUGUGGUCCCCACAACGCGCAUAGAGUGAGCAAAAUCUCGUCAGCAAAUCGACAGCUGCCCAGCAAAUCGGAACACUCUCGGAUGAUGGACAAUCGGCAGCCAGGACAUCCACAGCUCAAGGGCGGAUUCGCAAUAGAAAGUCCCUAUUAUGGACCACCUUGGUAAAGACUCAGGGUGGCCAUUGAACCAGGAAACAGACGGGAAAUUGAAGUCAUCGGCAAAAAAAUUUCAUGCCGGGAAAAAUAAAUUCUCGUUAAGUAGGGGAACAGACGGCUUUGGCAGGUUUUGUUCUAUUAUUGGCAGGGGGGUUUUUGUCGACCGAAUUUUAUGAAAUUUGGCCACAAUAUUCUUUGAUAUGCAAAGAAUGUUUAGGCCAAAUUUGAGCAAAAUCAGUCAUAAAAAACUCCCCUGACAAUAAUAGAACAAAACCUGCCAAAGCCGUCAUUCCCCCUAAUAUUCGAAAUUCUUCAACGUUUGUAAUGAAGUUCAACUUCAUAAGAAAAUGUUUUAUUCUUUAAUGCUCAUUCCUCAGGCGCAUUCAAAAUGAAUUAUUUGAUUUUAGUACAUGGUAUUUGUGAGGUACAAAAAUUAAAUAGAUCUUCCUCAGAUCCAUUUUGAGUUCUUCUUCUUAUUGGCAUUACAUCCCCACACUGGGACAGAGCCGCCUCGCAGCUUAGUGUUCAUUGAGCACUUCCACAGUUAUUAACUGCGAGGUUUCUAAGCCAAGUUAUACCAUUUUUGCAUUCGUAUAUCAUGAGGCUAACACGAUGAUACUUUUAUGCCCAGGGAAGUCGAGAUAAUUUCCAAUCCGAGAAUUGCCUAGACCGGCACCGGGAAUCGAACCCAGCCACCCUCAGCAUGGUCUUGCUUAGUAACCGCGCGUCUUACCGCACGGCUAAGGAGGGCCCCUUUUGAGUUAUUACUAGAUUAUUUUGAUUUCAGUUUCGAGUGACAUCAUAAAUAUUUUGUCAAAUAUCGAAAUACUCGUUGUUUUGAAUAAAUGUAUUUAACUCUAAAUUAUUUCUAUAGUGUUCAAGACUUCUAUUAUUUGAUUGUUAUUUUAAAUUGCAAUAAAAAUUAUGAUGAGACUAUACACUGUUUUAUUACUCCAUUACUAAGUUCUCUAAGUAAAAACAUCAAUUUAAUUUAUAAGAGAGAAUUGUGUCUUUCCUUCUUUCCCCACAGCUUCAUCAAAUUCUCAGGAAGGUAUCAUGAUUCCAGUUGAAAAUCGAAUUUCGAAGUCACAAAAACCGAUUUUAUUCGCGUUUAACUUAUAGCGCAUCAUUGCGCAACUGGUGCACAUUGUUCGCAACCAGAUGCGCAGUAAUGAACUUGCGACUAAUAGGAGAAAAAUUGAUUGUCGUGAGUUAAAAAAUUCGAUUUUGACCUGCACAUAUGAUAUUCUCAAAUAAGAACAGUCUGAAUAAGAUUAAACUGAGGGCUAAACAUUCAAAAUGUUCGGCUAUAUUUUAAGAUACUAUAGGUUUUUACUGCUAUCUGUAAACAUCAUGCUCUAAGAAGGAACUGGCAUGCAAUGUCCAUUGGCUCUGUCAGAAACUUACGAAAGUUUUGCAACUAAGAAUCAAACGAAUAGUAAUUAUGUGCUAAUGUGGAACUUGAAAUUAAAAAAAAAAGACUGGAAUUGACCAAUAAAUCAGUGAACGAUGCAAAUUUGACGAGUGUUAUGCAUAGAACGGCUGUAUAGCUUAUAGUUGUAUAGCUAUUUAUUAGAUUGUUUGAAUUUCUCCAUGUAGAACGAGUGUGAACAUUUCAACAGCAAACUCCUCAACAUGUAGUCAGUAAAGUAAACUAAAACUGCAUUAAAAUCAAGUUUUAAUUCAACUAUAAAAAAAAUAAAUUUUAAUUAUAUCAAAGAAUAAUUUAAAUUAAAUAAAAAAGAAACUGAAUUUUAGACUCCUGGACUAUAGGGCAAUGAAUAAUUGCCAAAUAUGCUCCUGAUCGACGCCAUUCAUCAUUGUCCCCGUGGUGCGGUGGGCCAUCACGAUGAAAACCACCACGUCCGCGGAACGGUCUUCCACCAUAGCCGUACGAUGAAUUUUCCUCGUAUGAUGCACCGCCUUCCGGAUAUUCGUAGUCGGGGCCGCGACGAUAUUCAUCGCCUUCCUCAAAACCUCCACUGCGCUUUGAGAUGGUGAUGUUUCCGUUCAGCAAAAUCGAUACGAAUACGACGAUCCGGUGCCCCUAACGAGAAUCCACGCAUUUCCUUCACAGCAGCCGUAGCAGCAUCAAUAGAAUCGUACAGAAUGUAGGCCUGGGUGUCCCCUUUGUUAUAUUCGAUCUUUUUGAUGGCACCAAAACGGUCGAACUCACGCUCCAACUGAGUAAUCGAAGUCCAUGCGCCAAGACCACCAACCCAAAUUCUGGUCGUCGGAGUAGCUUUACCGUAUCCUAUCUUGCACUGGAACUUGCCAAUGUAUUUACUGAUCGGACAACUCAACCUUAGCUCGGUGAGCCAUGUCCAACGUUUGGUAGCAAACAAAAGCAUUUCCAGUUCCUGCCGAAACGAACCGAAACGACGUCGCAAGGUGAGGGAGAAAAACAAACAGACAAACUGUCAAAACGUCAAGAGGGGUAAGUCAGCGCUCGUAAAAUAUUUAUGUAAUUCGUCACCCACGAGGGGUAUUUUCUUCAAAAUGAAGAAGAAGACAUGGUGCCCGAUUUUCUGAUGGCUUUGUACCGGACAUUUCG
Armigeres subalbatus is the source of this 3592-nucleotide messenger RNA. RefSeq lists its product as uncharacterized. The record is from RefSeq and is a predicted model, not a curated record. Lineage: Eukaryota; Metazoa; Arthropoda; Insecta; Diptera; Culicidae. The transcript has 3 exons. The coding region runs from base 350 to 826 and encodes 158 amino acids.